This is a messenger RNA of Bradysia coprophila, 1295 nucleotides long. Its product is annotated as D-3-phosphoglycerate dehydrogenase. The record is from RefSeq and is a predicted model, not a curated record. Lineage: Eukaryota; Metazoa; Arthropoda; Insecta; Diptera; Sciaridae. Gene Ontology annotation, molecular function: phosphoglycerate dehydrogenase activity; NAD binding.
UUCAGUUACUGUGGUGAGUUUGAAACGUGUACGCGGUCAAUUGAAAAUUUCUUCUCUCUUUUUGUUUCGUUUCUUGCAUCAAAAGUUUUUAAUGAACCGGCUUGGACUUUAGUACAUUUCGGUUAUUUGUGAGGUCAAGAUACAUCUUUCAAUAUUUGUUCAAUUUGACUGUUGCUCGGGUAGAAUUAAAGUCUUGAAAGUUAAUUUUCACACUGGAAACAUGGUCGUUAACAUUGAAAAAGUUCUCGUUUGUGAUGCUGUCGACAGUGCGUGCAUUCAAUUAUUGGAAUCAAAUGGGAUCAGUGUGGACACGAAACAAAAGCUAAGCAAGGAAGAACUAUGCAAAGAAGUGAAAAAUUAUGACGCUCUCAUCGUUCGUUCGGACACAAAAAUAACCGCCGAAGUACUUGCGGCUGGAGCCGGAUUCAUUAAAGUAGUGGGUCGAGCCGGAGCGGGAGUGGAUAAUAUUGAUAUCGAUGCAGCAACGAAAAACAAUGUGGUCGUUUUGAAUACACCAGGAGGAAACUCAAUUUCGGCUUGCGAAUUAACUUGUAUAUUAAUUGGCACACUAGCCCGACCCGUCGUCCCUGCUGCUGUGAGCAUGACAAAAGGUUUGUGGGAUCGUAAAUUGUAUUCCGGCUCCGAAUUGUACGGAAAAACGUUGGCCAUUCUUGGUUUGGGUCGCAUUGGUCGUGAGGUUUCGUUGCGAAUGAGGGCAUGGGGAAUGAGGAUUAUUGGUUUCGAUCCAAUCACAACCGAAGCGGAAGCUAAAGCAGCCGGAAUCGAGAAAAUGGAACUGGAGCAAAUUUGGCCAUUGGCUGAUUACAUUACCGUGCAUACGCCACUCAUUCCAUCAACUAAAGAUUUAAUAUGCACGGCAACCCUAUCGAAGUGCAAGAAAGGAGUUAAAAUAAUAAACGUCGCUCGCGGCGGGAUAGUUAACGAAGCAGAUUUACUGGGCAGUUUGGAAGCUGGACAUUGUGGUGGUGCUGCGAUUGAUGUAUACCCUGAAGAGCCGCCAAAAUCGGAGGUAACUAAAAAUUUGGUGAAACAUCCGAAAGUAGUUGCAACACCCCAUUUGGGAGCUUCAACUGGCGAGGCUCAGGUUCGUGUUGCUGUGGAAGUAGCAGAACAGUUUGUUGCAUUGACUGGUAAAACUGCCAAAUACACCGAUUAUUCGGGUGUUAUCAACCGUGAUGUUUUGAAAACAUAUUUGUAAGGGAGGAGCAGAGACGCUGUGAAGCUUUUUUUCGAAUUUGAAAUAAAAAUGAUUUAAAUUCUCAUGUCAUACAUAA